Drosophila bipectinata is the source of this 1390-nucleotide messenger RNA. RefSeq names its product RNA-binding protein S1 (gene RnpS1). NCBI's taxonomy places the organism in Eukaryota, Metazoa, Arthropoda, Insecta, Diptera, Drosophilidae. Gene Ontology annotation, cellular component: ASAP complex; nucleoplasm; cytoplasm. Gene Ontology annotation, biological process: mRNA splicing, via spliceosome. The record is from RefSeq and is a predicted model, not a curated record. Gene Ontology annotation, molecular function: RNA binding.
ACAAAAGUGGCGGACCACACAUCCCUACCGAAAACGCUACCUAAAACUUGACUCCGUGAGGCUGAAAAAAGAAAUAUAUUAAUUAAACAAGCUCUUCGGUAAGGAGGCUUCUAUAAUCGCUUGACAGAAAUCGUGUUCUUAAUCAAGAAAUGGCGCGUGCCCAGAGUCCCGCCGGCGACGGUGAGGUGAGAGAAAAGAAGGAGAAGGAUAACAAAGAUAAGGACACUAAAGAAAAAGACGGAAAAUCGGCAUCCAGUUCCUCGCGUAGGGACCGCGAACGUAAACGUCGGGGCUCUGCAUCAUCUAGUAGCGACUCCAGCCGCAGCUCAUCCGAUAGCAGCUCGUCACGUAGCAGUUCUGGAAGUUCCCGCUCAAGCUCGAGCAGCUCCAGUGACUCUUCGAGUUCUUCUUCAAGCUCAUCCAGCGACUCUGAUCGCAGCGAGAAGAACCGUCGGCGCGGAGGCGGCGCAAGUGGCGCCAAGGAUAAGGAAAAGGCUAAGCCCAGUACACGGUCUCGGUCUCGUUCGCCAAGGCGGACCUCAAAGUCGCCCCGUCCUGCCAGCAAGGUUCGCAAGGAGCCAGAGCGGGAUCGCGAUCGGCGCAGUCGCUCCAGAGAUCGCGUUCGCCGAGCAGGGUCCAACGACAGGCCAUUAGUCGAAAAUAACAACCUUAAACGAGAGCGUUCACGCUCGGCUAGUCGCUCACGAUCACCACGUCGUCGCGGACGAGGCUCUGGAGAAAGAACGCCGCCUCCCAAGCGAAGAGAACGCACCCGCUCGCGAUCUCGCACUCGUACUAGGUCCCCCACCCCAAAACCAGUGCGCAUUCAUGUCGGGAGACUUACUCGCAAUGUGACCAAGGACCAUGUGUUUGAGAUAUUCAGCAGCUUCGGGGAGGUGAAGACCGUGGAGUUCCCAACUGACCGAAACCACCCGAACUUUGGACGUGGCAUGGCUUACGUGGAGUACUCGACAUCUGACGACUGCGAGUCGGCCAUGAAACACAUGGAUGGCGGACAAAUUGAUGGGCAGGAGAUUACCGUCUCGCCUGUCAUCAUCCCCAAGCAGCGCCCGCCCAUGCGCCGACCCUCGCCCCCAAUGCGCCGUCCUCAAGGCAACCGCUGGCGCUCACCUCCGCCUUUCAAUCGUUUCAACAAUCGCGGUGGUGGUGGUGGCGGAAGGCGCCCAUCGCCUCCGCGCGGCCGACGUUCUCCUCGCCGUCGAUCUCGUUCACCGAUUCGUCGCCGGCGCCGCAGCAACAGCUCCGACAGUUCCCGCUAGAAUUGUUUGACAUCCACUUUGUACAAUGGGCCGACGAGUCAUGAUAUUGAAAUUCAGUUUACAACAUAUUAUAAUCCAAACAAUAAACCACAUACAACUUUUUCAGUGUA